Mobula hypostoma (lesser devil ray) is the source of this 2710-nucleotide messenger RNA. Its product is annotated as protein scribble homolog. The record is from RefSeq and is a predicted model, not a curated record. The transcript has 7 exons. NCBI's taxonomy places the organism in Eukaryota, Metazoa, Chordata, Chondrichthyes, Myliobatiformes, Myliobatidae. Bases 237 to 686 code for a protein of 149 amino acids.
UCUCUGUCUCUGUCUCUGUCUCUGUCUGUCACUCUUUUCUCCUACCCCCCCCCCAUCGCCACCUUUUCUCGCGGCUAAGGCACCAGGCCCUCGAAGACGACCUCAGACACUAUGAACAGGACCGUGCGCGGCGCCUCCACCAGUCUCGCCAACGGGCAGCGCUGGGGCCUGGCCCUGUGGGCGGCCUGAAGCUCCUACCACUGCUCAGGCCGCAGCUGCCUUGCACUGACCUCAGGAUGAAGUCUCUGGAACAGGACGCCCUGAAAGCUCAGAUGGUCAUCGCUAAGUCGAAAGAGAGUCGGAAACGCAGCCCCCUUGACCACCUCUCCGAGUCGCCCUCCCCCGUGGCAACACCCUCGCCUACUCCUUUGGAUGAUCACAGUCCUCGCAGUGUGACCUCUCCUGGGAGACUGUCCUGGUCAGACAAGAAGUUUGAUUACCGGCAGUUUGCAGCUAUCCCAUCCUCCAAACCGGUUUACGAAAUCCAGUCACCGGACCUCCUGGAUGAAGUGACUCCCAUCACUGACGCCGGAUCCUCAGGUACCCGCCUUGCUGAAGACGGAGAGGACAGAGGAGAUCGGCCGGCUGCACCAAACCUGCUGGCACUAGGCUCUGUCCCCACAUACAGCCCGAGACGGCCAGCAGCACCCCACCCACUGACGGCGGAGACCACCGCCCCCACGUGAGCUGCAGCCCCAUGCCGGCGCUGGUCGUGGGGGGAGGGGUCCCCUCCCUCGUUCCACACCUUAGAGACUCUUCUUUCCUCUCUUAGCUGAAUCGGAUAUUAAUUUCUGGCAGAGACUAAUCCCGUAGGAUUUUUGUACGGUUUUUAAUGAGGGGGUGGGUGGGCUGGGAGGGUAUGUAGAGGCCCAGAGGUUGCCUGGUAGUUUGGUCCCUCGGACCAUCCGGGGUCCGGUCCCGGGACGCUGUAAGUGGUGGCACGUCCCGUGUCUGGGCAUUAGUGAGGAGAAAGACGGCACAGAGGUUCCCAGCUCCUGCCUUGUGUCUUUGGGAAGGGGAGGGGGCAGGCCUGACCACACUCUUCCAAUGAGGUCAUUGGUCAGUGGCCAGUGGCCACACCCAUCUGGGAGUAACUGGACUCAGACUCCAGCUCCAGACCUGGAGAGGUCAUCUUUAACCCAGGCUGACGGCGGCUGGUGUUCACAGACGUCCCAAGGGAUCACCGGAGUGACUCAAGCCACCCACCCAUUCGUGGUCAGAGGGUCAGUACCUCCCAGCACCCUGUGUGAUGGGAACCCUGGUUAAUAACCCCUUACGUGAGGGGCAGUUAGAGCCUGCCUCACCCCAAGGGAAGGGCGGGUCUAACUGCUGAAUGCCCGCCCCUCACUGGUUACCCCUUCCCUCUGAGCACUGGCAGGGUGCACAGGGACGAGGGGCUUAGUGCUGAUGCUUUAUGUAGAGAACCAGACCCAGACUGGUGUAGGGUAGGUUUGUUUGCGCUGCUAACCGGGUGAUUUGUUAGAAAUUACCUGUGAAGGAGUUUUCCUCCCCUCAGCCGCCAGCACUCAGGGCCGUCGGAGAAUGCCCGAGUGCCAGCUGUUUUUAGGUUGCGACGAGGAGUUCUGGUGGAAUUUGUGAUCCCUGGGGCAGAAGGUAGUCCCAGUCACCACACUACAGGCAGCACCAUGCCGCUACUAAUGGAGGCUGCCAGCUCAUCUCAUACUGGGAUUAACAACUUUCUACAACCAAAGAACCAUGUUUUGUUCUCCAGGGUUCAUUAAAGGUUUCUUUCAUUUUACAAAUGGUCCUAGUGUCCCAACAUUCCUCGCUGAGACUGAUAGACGUCAUUGCAUCUGAGUCACAUCUGGGACAGGGAAGUUGCAUCGUUCACUGCUACCUAGAAGUGUAGAGAGGGAGGGAGCAUGCUUCCUCUGAACUCAGUGUGUGUUUGUCCAGAAGGCAGGGAGUACUCAGGGUAGGCACUGGGUGGAAUGGCGUCCUCUCAAGGGGCGUGAAUUGCUGGGAUAAAUUACUGUGGGGCGGAGACAGCUGUACUUUGUAGCAAUCUCCCACAACAGCCUGCGAUAACCUCAGAGAGAAACCCAAUGGAAACAGGCCCUUCGGCCCACAGUGUAUGUACUAGACAUCCACCAAGACAAGUUACAGAAGAGGAUUCACUGCUGGCCAGUCCAGAGCUGCAGGUGGAACUUAUGGUCACAGGUAUAUGUGCAGUGAAAAACCUACGUGCAGCAGCACCACAGGCGCACAGCAAUAGACACACAACAACAAGAAAAACCAAAAGAAAGAACGCAAUUAGAACAAAACAUUUCCAAUCUGUUGCAAAGUUGUGAGGAGACGUUGGUUGAGGCCGACAGGUGAUCUUCGCUCAUUCCAGUGAAGAUGUUGUGAGAAAACUGGGCCGAGAGAGAUUCGUGACGGAAACUGGUGGGAGUCCUGGUCGGUUUGGCGGGAGAUGGAGAGAAGAGGGAAGAUCGGCAAGGACGGCACUAGGAUUCGAUCCGACGGCAAGACGCGAUUGCGAGCAGUGCUUCGCCGGUCGGAGGAGUCAAAGAUUGGACGUUCUACUGAUGAUUAGUGAUGAGAAUUCGGCGCCGUGAUUAACGGUCGUUCCCAGCUUUUGGAAGAUAUGAGGUCCUACAAUUUAGACCGGUUUAAUUGUAAUGGGUCCUUUUAAUUUUUCUUUUUCUUUUCCUCUUAAUAACUGUGUGUUAAAGCUGAAAUUAGUAAA